This is a messenger RNA of Ictalurus punctatus (channel catfish), 3790 nucleotides long. It is a transcript of the gene gusb, whose product is annotated as glucuronidase, beta. Bases 105 to 2018 code for a protein of 637 amino acids. Gene Ontology annotation, molecular function: beta-glucuronidase activity; carbohydrate binding. Gene Ontology annotation, biological process: carbohydrate metabolic process; glucuronoside catabolic process. The transcript has 12 exons. The record is from RefSeq and is a predicted model, not a curated record. NCBI's taxonomy places the organism in Eukaryota, Metazoa, Chordata, Actinopteri, Siluriformes, Ictaluridae.
GUGUCAUGUGAAAGUUAGCGGAAGCUUUGAGGGAAACUCACAGCUAAGCAGGCGACGCGUUGUGUAGAAUCGUUCUGCAUCAUUACAGGCACAAAGUGUUGACAAUGUGGCUGGUAAAUCUUGUGUGUUUUGCUGCUGUGUGGAAUUUGUGCGAGUCAGUGGACGGCGGGAUGCUUUUCCCUCAGGAGUCUCUGUCGCGGGAGGUGAAGGAGCUGAACGGGCUGUGGACAUUCAGAGCUGAUUUCUCUUCCAACAGGAACCAGGGCUUCGAUCAGUUUUGGUUUAAACGUCCGUUAUCAGAGUCCGGUCCUGUCAUAGACAUGCCCGUACCCUCCAGCUUCAACGAUAUAACUCAAAACCCUAAACUGAGAGAUUUCAGCGGCUGGGUGUGGUACGAGAAGGAGGCGUGGGUCCCUCAGAGCUGGCUUCAGAACAAGGACACAAGGAUUAUGCUCAGAGUUGGAAGUGCUCAUUACUAUGCAGUGGUUUGGGUGAACGGGGUCCAGGUGAUGGCGCAUGAGGGUGGCCAUCUUCCCUUUGAAGCGAAUAUUAGUGAUGUGAUCCGGAUGAAUGGAAGUAUGCCAUGUCGUAUCACCAUCGCUGUUAAUAACACCCUGAACCUGCACACUCUUCCACCAGGAACCAUCCAGUACAUGAACGAUCCUACCAAAUAUCCUGCAGGUUACUUCGUUCAAAACACCAACUUUGAUUUCUUUAACUAUGCGGGAAUACAUCGCUCUGUGUUAUUGUACACAACUCCGAAGGCGUACAUUGAUGACAUCACUGUGACUACUUCCUUUUCAGACAGUACUGGGUUUGUGCAUUACAACGUGACACCAGGAGGCAGUGCCAAGCCCGCCGUUAAGGUCACGCUUAUGGAUAAAGAUGGCCGAUGUGUAUCCACUGCUGAUGGAACCCUUGGUGUUCUCAAAGUGCCUGAAGUCAACCUGUGGUGGCCUUAUCUGAUGCACCAGAACCCAGGAUACCUGUACUCCAUGGAGGUUCAGCUCACAGCGGAGAGUGGCAGUGUGGAUUACUACACACUGCAGGUGGGUAUUCGCACCAUCAAAGUCACCAGUACACAGUUCCUCAUCAACAACAAGCCCUUCUACUUCCAUGGAGUCAACAAACACGAGGAUGCAGAUAUUCGAGGGAAGGGCUUUGACUGGCCUCUCGUCGUGAAAGAUUUCAACCUGAUGAAGUGGAUGGGCGCAAACUCAUUCCGCACUAGUCAUUACCCCUAUGCUGAGGAGAUCAUGCAGAUGGCUGACCGCCAUGGCAUUGUGGUUAUAGACGAGUGCCCCGGAGUGGGCAUCAAAGACAUACGCAGCUUUGAUAAUACCUCACUGGCCCAUCACCUGGUCGUCAUGAAGGAGCUGGUGAGGCGGGAUAAGAAUCACCCCUCUGUGGUCAUGUGGUCUGUAGCCAAUGAGCCAGCAGCUGAGAUGCCUCCAGCAGGCUUCUAUUUCAAACAACUGAUAACGUACACACAAUCUUUGGACCCAACACGUCCGGUGACCUUCAUCACAGACAGUAACUAUGCCAGAGACCAAGGAGCUCCCUACGUAGACGUGAUCUGUGUGAACAGCUACUUCUCCUGGUACCAUGACCCUGGGCAUCUGGAAGUCAUCUCCAUCCAGCUGCACAGUCAGUUUGACGACUGGUACGGAAAAUACAAGAAACCCAUCAUACAGAGCGAGUACGGGGCAGACGCUGUAGCAGGCCUGCACAAUGACCCCCCGUUUAUGUUUACUGAGGAGUACCAGAGAACUGUCCUGCAGAACUACCACCAUGUGUUUGAUCAGAAGAGGAAGGAGUUUGUUGUGGGAGAGCUCAUCUGGAACUUUGCUGACUUCUUGACCGCUCAGGGCAUCACUCGUGUGGUGGGCAACAAGAAGGGCAUGUUCACUCGGCAGCGGCAACCCAAAGCAGGAGCGUUCCUUCUGAAAGAGCGCUACUGGAGGAUCGCCAAUGAAACAGGUGUCCUGUCCACGUGGGACAGAUACCCCUGCCUGUGAAGCCUCUACCUUGGCUGCCAUGUUACACCUGUGUGUGUGUGUGUGUGUGUGUGUGUGUGUGUGUGUGUGUGUGUGUGUGUGAGAGAGCGGCCGAGAGUGAGAGAACUACAAUUAUUAGCUGUGAAAAUUAGUCAAAAUAUUUAGACUCAAAAUAGUGCCUUAUGUCAAUGAGUUAAAGAUCAGAUUUAUGUUUCUGGCUGAGUAAUUCAGGGAGGAUUUAAAAUUUGAACACAAUUUUUAAUCCUUGUAAACAGCAAUAAAGCUGUCAAUCGUAUUGAACACAAAUCAGCACGAAUGUCAGGAUGUUGUAGGUGUACGAGGUUAACAACACUAGUACCGCUUAAAUAGCGGUGCAUUGCCCAAGCUGGACUGUGCAAAAGUAGAUGUUUUCUUCUCACUGCCUGUUUGGGUACCAAAAUCCAAGCUCAGUUUCCCAGCGUGCAAUCAACUUUCAUCACCAUAGCAUUCAGUUUCUCCACUAAUGUUUCAGAUUUCAGUGUCAAAAUAAGACUUUGUAUCUAUUAAGGCUAUGAACAGUGUUAUUUCAUUUCAGUUUUGGGAACAUGAUGGAGUGUGCCUGUUAUGUCUUCAAUUAUUUCAAGUAAUUGAAGCAUUUCAAGUCUCUCUUUGUUUCCGUGACGUUCCCGACAUGAACUGCAUUCCGUCCUUGUUCGCGACCCUGAGAGCAGCUUUUUAAAAGCACACAAACCAAUACAGGCAUUUUUCUUAUGUUGGAUUUAACUGAUGUUUCGUGUGAGGGAAUGUAGCGACAAAUUUGAUCACCUGUGUAUUGAAACAGAGAUUACACAUCAUUAUUUUCAUAUGCACAUAUAAUUUAUGUUAAACGAUCUGGAAAGAUCCACCUGCUGCCUUUAUUUGUGCUUCGACUCUUCCGACUUGAACACAUUCCUGGCUAACAAGUGAAGACACAUCCUGUGAUAUAUCACUAUGCUGGUUUACUACCGAGUUACUUGAUAAGCUCACUCUUUGGCAGUUGUUUAUCUAAUACAGUGGAUAUAAAAAGUCUAGGCACAGGAGAUGCCCUCACAAUUUGACGGCUCUAGAAUGUUUUUGCAUGAAAGAGUGAAUAAAUAUUGCCAAGUCAAGAUGUGCCAUGCUGACUCUUACCUAAAAAAAGACUGAGUGGUGUAAUAAAAGUAUUAGUUUAUGCAAUAGGUUUAUUGUUUGAUUUCUGUUUUUUACUUUAUUUGUAUACUGUGUACAAGGUGAGAAAAAUUAUGAUUUAUCUUAAUUUCAAUCAUUUACUUCAGGAAAAACUGCCAUUUUAACACAGGUGUGUAGACGUUUUUUAUCCAUCGUAGACAGUCAGGACGUGCCGAGUCGUUUCAGAUUUCAGGAUUUACUAGUAGACCUACUUUUGAUGAAAUGACUGCAUUAAUAUCUCAUUAUUACAUGGAAAUGAUACAAGUUGGGCAUGAUUAGCAGAUGUUUGGGAAGAAUCGACUGUAAAAAAAAAGAAAAAGGGCAAGGCCUUUUGAGGCUCACCGACUAUCUGAUGUCCUCGCGGUUUGUUUCUACCGUUAGGUUUAAUGGUUUUAUUCCCUCUUGGCCGUUCUGUGUAUCAGUUACAUAAAUGGCUUUUUGUUAAAUGGCUUUAAUUUACCUUUGGAUAUGUGUAAUGUUUUUGGUUUUGUUGUAUGGUAGUUUAUUUUUUCCCUAAGUAUUUAGGUUUUUGAAAAUUGUGAUACCAAACAAAUUUUUACAACUUGUACAGCUUUUUCCCUUUCAAUAAAGAUCGAAUUCAUAUGUGA